UUUCAGAUGUCGAAUGAGCACGACGAUUUUGAGCCGAUUGAUGGGGUAAUGGAGGCUCAGAUUCCACAAUCAACUACAAUUGAUCAUUUAAUCGUAGAAGGUAACAACAAUCAGAAUAACAACCACAAUACGGGUGACACAUUAUCAAAUGUGAUAGUCGAAAAUUGGAUAUUCGCUCCGAUAGCUGUGACAAUUCAAAAAAUGAAUGUUUCCAAGACAAAUCAUGUGUUCAAUGUAGCGGAGAAGGAGAGUAAGAAGCAGUUUUUAGCUGAGGCCCUGAUCCCAUUCCUAUUCGCCGGGCUCGGACUAAUUCUCGCCGGUGUGAUGCUCGAAUCUGCAGAAGGUUCUGAGUUUUUCACGACACUUCCAGAUGCAGUAAUAAUGGUGCCGACGUUGGUCGGAUUGAAGGGAAAUCUUGAGAUGACACUUUCAUCGAGGCUAUCCACGUUGGCCAAUCUCGGCUUCAUGGAAAGCCGGAAAGACAAAAUCAACGUCGCUCUCUCCAACAUGGCUCUUAUCCAAUGCCAAGCCAUUGCCGUAUCAUCCCUGGCAGUUAUCCCUGUCCUAUUUCUAGGAGAACAAGCGAUAUCAUUCGACGAUACUCUAUGCUUGUUGUUAUCAGCAGUUGUGACUGCGUCUCUCGCAUCAUUAGUACUAUCUCUUCUGAUGGUUGCAGUGGUUAUUGCUGCACGGCGAUGGAAGUUGAAUCCGGAUAACAUAUCGACACCGGUUGCAGCAUCGCUUGGCGAUGUUUCAACUCUUUAUAUUUUGUUAACUGUUGGUACAUUGGCAUGCCACAUGCGAGACUUACAUGUAACGUUGCUCAUUGUCAUCCUCUUAUUUUUCUACGCCAUCGCAAUUGUUGGAGCAGUGAUGGCAGCAGAAGACCGAUUCACGCUAGAGGUUCUCAAAAACGGUUGGUGGCCAAUCCUUUGCGCAAUGAUGAUUACCACAUUCAGCGGGCUUGUUCUCAAAAAAUCUAUGCAAACCUAUCCCCCACUGGCAGCAUUCCAGCCACUAAUUAAUGGUCUCGGCGGGAAUUUGGUAGCUGUUCAGGCAAGCAGAAUAUCCACACAACUUCACAGAGCACGGAAGAAUCGAGAAAUCGAAGUUAGAUCACUUCAAACUUACAUCAAUCCCUGGAGGGCGUUCUUCGGGAAUAACGAAGACGCUUCGGCUGCUCAAAUUCUACUUGGAAUUUCUGUUCCAUCAAAUAUAAUUUUCAUCUUUAUCAUCUUUUUAUUCGGCGUUGGCUUCCACAACACCACUCCUUUCACCAUUUCAUUUGUUCUAGUUUGUGCAAUUCAGGUAACAACCCUCCUGUACAUCUGUCAAAUCCUGGUCCGCGCAAUGUGGAUAAUGAGAAUCGACCCGGAUAACUCUGCAAUUCCAUUCCUAACGGCUCUCGGUGACCUGAUAGGCUCACUACUUCUGAUCCUCUGUUUCUGGAGCCAAUGGAAAUAUUUUGGGCUCCCGGUGUCAGCUGAUCAGUACACUGGACACAAAUUUGGACAUUAGACAAUUAAUUUUCGUUUACUUUUCUUGGUUUAAUCACUUUGCGGGUACCAACAAAAACUGUGCAAUUUGUAAUAAAUAUAGAUUUUUGAAAAAAAUUAAAAAUUAUUU
Molecule: messenger RNA, 1626 nt
Organism: Caenorhabditis elegans
Lineage: Eukaryota; Metazoa; Nematoda; Chromadorea; Rhabditida; Rhabditidae
Gene: ZK185.2
Product: SLC41A/MgtE integral membrane domain-containing protein
Exons: 9
Coding region: 7-1518 (503 amino acids)
Biological process (GO): monoatomic cation transmembrane transport; monoatomic cation transport
Cellular component (GO): membrane
Molecular function (GO): monoatomic cation transmembrane transporter activity
Source: RefSeq, marked reviewed